This is a messenger RNA of Cuscuta campestris, 1952 nucleotides long. The record is from the annotation of a GenBank genome assembly. NCBI's taxonomy places the organism in Eukaryota, Viridiplantae, Streptophyta, Magnoliopsida, Solanales, Convolvulaceae.
GUUCCUUCUCUUUCGCUAUCCAGCCCUCCGAGCCAAGUAAGUCUCCCCUUCCUUCUCUACCUUCCCGGUCAUGUCUUAUCAUAGUGAUAGGAUCUCCUCCUCAGAGGACUGCUCCUCUGAGGACUCCAACUCCUCUUCCUCGACCGGGUCUUUUUCUCUUGACUCUUCGCCCGGUCAGGUUCCCAACUCCUCCAUUCCCGACCCACAUCCUGUAAAUCAGGUGCCCGGUGAAACUUUCGUGGGGAGGGAUGACCCGGUCGAUGACGAACCGGGUCCCUAUGAUCCUGAACACGAAACCCGGGAUGCGUGGGAGGAGCGGCUUCAUGCUGCCGGUUACUUUCCACUCCCCACCUUCUACGUCCUUGACAUCCCUUCGCGUGUAUCCAAAAUCGCCUUGAACAAAAUUCGUAGGAGGCUCCCGGAUGGGUACACCCUCCUGUAUGAGCCCAACAGGCCCAACAUUGUCGAACCCCACCGGGAGGAUAGGAUAGGGUUCCAUACUAUUUCCCUGGAUGCGGGCAUAGUUUUUCCCCUUCGCCCCCUCCUAACCGAAGAAAAGUUUGUUUUCAUCGAGUUUCCCCCCUUCUUUACUCCUCUCGCCGGUCUGAAAUGGAAUGACCAUCUCCUUGACCAAGAGUACGCUGCACCGGCUUCCUCCCCUGACUUGGAGGCGAGUCUUGAAGUCCUCAUGCGCGGGGAUCCUUACACCGGGAGGGUCUUCCACUAUGGCAGCUGGGUCUGGAGGGUCGAUUCGGGUGGUGAGGGUACCUCCCCGGCCCAUGAAGCAGCGGGGCGCGGGGUACCCUCCCCGGGCAACACUGCAGAGGCUGAGGGCCAGAACCACCCAGAUAUGGAGUUUGAAGAGUUCGCUAUCCCCGAGGACCAACCAGCGGGGGAGACCGGGGGCUCUCAAACCAACACUGCCAGGACCUUCCCGGUCAAUCCCGAGACCGUGGAGAUCCUUGACGAAGAGGAGCCCCAAGAAGACCGGUCUAAGGGGAAGGAGAAGGAGAAGGCCGGUCGCCGGGUAAAGAAGGUGGCCACCACACACCCUUCCUACGCCAGGAAGAGGGCAAGGUCAGACCCUGAGCCGGCCGGCCAGACCAUCGAAGAGGACUUCGUCAACCUGGGGCUGAGGCUGAAGGAGGCAGGGGAGAUUGGACCCCUCACAGCCGACCGGCUUGGUUUAGGCUCUCCCUCGGAGUUUGCCCGGCUGAAGAAGGAGAAGGAGGAGAUGGCCCUCAUCUUGAAGAGCCAGGCUGACGAGUUGAUCAGGCUGUCCGAGCUAGCCGGGGCCCUGAAGACCGAGAUCUCACAGCUAAAGGAGGAGAAUGGCCGGCUAAUGGAUGAAGUCUCUGAGGCCCAGAGGGAAGCAGCGGAGAAGGAAGAAACCUUCCCCGGGCGUGUUGUCGCCUGGGUUGAAGAGAACAAGGGCGUUGCUGCCCGGGUGAUGACGGCGACUCCAGAGACAACGAUGGAGUCCUUCAGGCUUCUGUACCGGGAGCCUGAAGGAAAGAAGAUGAUUACCGCGAUUGGAUCCUUUGGAUUCAAGAGCGGUCAAAAGAAGGACAGGAUCGCCUCUCACCGGGUGCUGCUCAGGAGAGAUCCAAACUUCAGCGCUGCAUCCUAUGGCCUGGCCCCAAUCCCAGAGGAAGAGCCUACUCCCCCCUUCCCCUUAGACUAGGCCCCCCGGUUGUGCCCGGUUGUUUUUGAAAAAACCUCAACUUGAAAUUUUCCCGGGGAUGCCCGGUGUAGUUGUAAAACAUUUAACAUUCUUACUUCGUUUGAAUGCCAUGUUUUCUUUUCAUACCGGUUAAUCUUCCACGUCUGAUUGCUUGUCUGAUUUAUUUUUUUGAUCAUAGAAAUUCCGACCGGUAGCCCAAUCAGACCACUUCUCAAUUGUUUCUGACCGGGAAAACUUCAAAGUUCUCCUUGAUCACUUUAUCUGAAGG